Priapulus caudatus is the source of this 3505-nucleotide messenger RNA. Its product is annotated as serine incorporator 5-like. The coding region runs from base 159 to 2192 and encodes 677 amino acids. Gene Ontology annotation, cellular component: membrane. The record is from RefSeq and is a predicted model, not a curated record. NCBI's taxonomy places the organism in Eukaryota, Metazoa, Priapulida, Priapulimorpha, Priapulimorphida, Priapulidae. The transcript is spliced from 15 exons.
CACAGCUGUUCUGUCAUCGAUUCGUCCGAUUUGUCAACAAUGUGAAAGGAGAACAGUUGACAAAGCAUGCUUUGUUUGUCAUUUUAUGAAUUUUGGUAGCGGUUUAAUGUUGUUUUUGUACAUAUACAGUUGUAGUAUAUGUGAGUUGGUUAGUUAAAAUGGGAAAGUGCUGCAGAGCUCAGAUAUCAUGUUGCUGUGGAAGUAUGGCAGCCUCAUUAUGUUGCAAAGGGUGUCCAGCAGUUCGGGAGUCAACCAGCACAAGGGUUAUGUACACCUUGCAGUUUGUCCUCUGUGGUGCUAUUGCCUGCUUGAUGAUCACUGACCAUGCACAGAAGUGGCUGCAGGAUAAUCUGUCAUUUUUUAACUCCGUUUGCCUGGCCCUUCGAGCAGGCCCAAACUGCACCCGGUUGAUAGGCUAUAUGGCAGUCUACAGGGUUUGCUUUGCGAUUGUUGUCUACUUCAUUCUGCUCUUCCUGUUCACACUUGGUGUAACCACCAGUAGAAGUUGGAGAGCCAACGUACACAAUGGGUUAUGGUUGAUAAAGUACAUACUUUUGUGCGUGUUAGUAGCUGGAAUCUUUAUCGUUCCUAGCCCCUAUGCAGAAAUAAUCAUACAAGUGUGGAUGUGGGUUGGAGUUGUAGGUGCUGUUAUCUUCAUAGCCAUACAGAUGGUGCUGCUGGUUGACUUUGCACAUUCCCUCAAUGACAGAAUUGUGAGAAAAAUGCAGCAUGGUGGCUCACGAUGUUGUUGGUUUUCAUUGAUUGUUGUGAUGGCAUUGGUGCUGUACGGAAUCUGUGUGAUUUCCGUGGUGCUCUUGUUUUCGUUCUACACCAAUCUAAAGGGUUGCUUUAUCAACAAACUGUUUAUCUGCAUCAACUCAGGCCUGUGCUUCGUGCUAUCUCUUGCAUCUGUUCUACCCUGUGUGGCAAAGAGUACAGGUGACCCACGAUCAGGCCUGCUACAAGGGGCCCUCAUCUCAGCAUAUAUUAUGUACUUGACUUGGGCAGCACUAUCAAGUGAGCCACUUCCUCCAAGCGAGGAAAAACGAGUAGCGCUGAUGCGUCUGGUGGACGAUCCAUUAGUGGCAUACCAGCAUGGAUUGGAUCUGAACUUUGACAACGACAUCUACAAUCUGGACAGCACUUGUGGACCACCAGAAAGCACCUGGCUGGACAAGACCGGUAUUGCUUACAUCGGUAUCAUGAUUAUGCUGGCCAUGUCAAUAUACCAAAGCAUUAGAACAGCAAGUCAAUCACACCGGCUUGGGAUCACCGUAAAUGCAUCCCCAGAGGAGAAUUCGAACUGCUGCUGUGUGUCCAGUUCGGCUGAUGAUCUUGCUGUCAGUGGGGAAAGAGGAGGCCAGAAGGUUACUAGGAAUGAGAUUCUAGGAACCACCUACAGCUACUCAUGGUUUCAUUUUGUCUAUGCACUGGCUGCACUUUACUUGAUGAUGCAGCUUACAAAUUGGUUCAGUCCCCACAAGGCAAACAUAUACACGUUUGGGCGCGACUGGUCGACGGUGUGGGUUCGCAUGGCAUCCAGCUGGCUCUGCUUUAUCAUCUACAUGUGGACACUAGUCUCCCCAAGCUGCUGUCCUGAACGCAACAUCUGCGAGAUGCCACACCACCGACUGAGUGACUGCAAUGUUGGGUUGGUUGAUCAUGAGGGCUCUAACCAAAGCAAUGGAGGUGAUAAGCAAAAUGUGAAGAGAAAGAGGAAAAAGAGCAACUCCAAGUCCGAUAACACCGUCCCUCCGGAGCAACACGAGAUGCUGAGAGAGAGCGAUGUUGAAGCUGGAGCGUCGGCGACGAAGGAUAAGAAAAAGAGACAGAGGCUUUCCACCCAGAUGUCACAGGUGUCCUCUACGGAAGAAGCCACUGCAAGAGUUGAAGUGACUGACGAAAUGCAAUAUCAGGCAACACCUGAUAAAUUGUCCAAACAGAUGAAUAAACCUAAAAAGGAAAAAGAGCCAAAGACUCCCAUGAAGAAAGGCAAGAGCAAAUCCCCCCAAAAGAACGCCAAGUCACCGAAAGGUAAGUCACCGAGCAACCCAACUGUGUCUCGGCCCAGUGAUAUAGUCGUUGACAUUCCUGCGGAUGACAUUGAAUCUGAGCCAUUAGAGCAGCAAACUGAUGUGAAAGUGGGGAAAAAAAAGAACAAGAACAUGAGGAAGAAGGCAUCUAAACCCUAAACAAAUGCAUGACAUUUCCACGUCAUAUUGUACCAAAAGCUAUGAUAACUUCAUUUCGUCUGACACGUGUUUUUGUCUCCAGAUAUCUUUAGCAAUUGAUAAAAUCAAGAGCUAAUAAUAGGUAUUAUUAGCUGCUGAUAAAAUGUAUACAUAUAUCUAUGUAGGCCUAUUUGAUGUGAAUACGAUUCUAGAUACUCUAUUUUAUACCAUUAUAUACUUGCACAUGAAUCUACACAUACUAUCAGGAGUGUAUCAAUACUGUUUAUACAAAGUGUUUGAUACACUCCUGAUACUAUUACCAAUAGAUCACCGAGAAACCUCAAUCCAAUUAUGCUGGUGGCCCACUGGUUUGAUGUUUCAAUGAUUACAAUAACAAAAAUACCAACUAGAUGUUUUAUUUACGUGUUUUCUAUCAAGUUAGCAUUAACAGACUUAACAACCUUGUGAAUUAAGUAAUUCUACCUGCAUUGCUAGUAUGGUUGUUUCAUGCACAGUGCUACUUGUGCUAUUAUUAGUGGUGUAGCUGGUGUUUACCCCCUGUGAUUGGACAGCCUUAUACAGCCAAGUCGCAACUGCACUUGUGUGAUUUGUGAAUUGUGUAUCUGCUCGUCUUGGUGUGUAUUUAUUUAUCCGCGAUUUAACAUUGUGCAUUUGCUCACAUUAAAUGUUCUUGCGAAUAUCAUUACAAGUUAAAGUAUCUAGACACUGCGUGACCAACAUGAUUGUGUAGUAAUUAAGAGCUUUAUAUUUUUUAGUGGCGAUGAAUAUAAAUGUUUUCUUAUGUAUUAUUUGUACAACAUAUUUUAGUCAGAUAAGGCCAGAUAGAUCUAGAUCUAGAUAUAUUUUUUAGUCAUAUGGCAUUUUCCAUUCGUCAAAAUUGUAAUAGUGUUAAUGCUGUUUAUAUACGUAUAUAUUGAAUAGACUAUAGGUGGAAGUGUUCUACUCGUGUCAACAGCGUGUAUACACACGCAUAACGCACAAAAACGACAUGCGCUACAUUUUUCAACUGAAUUUAGCAACGUUUGUUAUCACUUGCAUGUUAGUGAUGUUACUUGUGAAAUCUAUUUUUGGUUGUGAAUCUUAGAUAAAUACGGAUGAACCUAUAUCCUCUACAAGUAAAUUUGAUACACAGCUUUCCUGUCCACUUUGUAAUGUCCCUUUCUGUGAUUAGUUAUGUAAGGUUUUGAUACAAGUUUGACCCCACCCCGGAUUCUAAUAUUUACAGUAUAUGGUUGUAUAUUUAUAUGUAUAUGUAUUGUAUCGUAUUUAUGUCAUAGAAAUGUCAACAUAUUACAUUACUAUUUAUACUUCAC